CCAUCAUGUUUGCGACAUUAUUCCUUCUUGCGGCCCCGUUCGCUCUUGGCCAGUCAGAUAUUGCUCUUUCGCAGGAUAUCCAGAAUGUCCUCGCUGUCAGCAACAGCUCUCUGUAUACCUAUCCCACCGAUCUGACUCAGGGAAUUAUGCCAAAGAACAUUCAUUCUCACAAUGACUACUGGGUGCGUCCUGAUUAUCCAUUCUGGACCGCUCUUUCCAAUGGUGUCGCCUCAGUGGAAGCUGACGUGUGGCUUUAUAAUGGUACCCUUUAUUCUGCAUUGACACAUGCACGCACGUUCGACUCCCUCUACAUUCAACCUAUUCUCUCUGUCCUCAAGAAGCAGAACCCUAGCUCUCCCUUCGUGACCACACCUACUCACAACGGCGUCUUCGACACAGCAGCCGGUCAAACUCUUUACCUGUGGGUCGAUGUCAAAACCAAUGGCAGUGAAGCCUGGCCCUACGUUGUCAAGGCUCUUGAGCCUCUCCGUCAGGGCGGCUGGCUCACAAAGUAUAACGGAACCGGAAUCACCAAUGGUACUGUCACUGUGAUCGGAACCGGUAACACCCCUAGAGACCAAGUCGAAAGCCAGAACAACCGCGACUACUUCUUCGAUGGGCCUCUAUCCACCCUGAACAGCUCGGCAAACUCGAACAUCACUCAAUUCCUUUCCNCCAUUGCAAGUACCAGUUUCUUGCAGUCGUUCGGUUGGCCAAAGGAUGGCAAGCUCAACGACACCAUGUUGGCCAAGCUGCGUGGACAAAUCAGCUACGCGGCUGCCAAGGGGAUCCAAACCAGAUACUGGGUGAGUUUUGAUGCGUUGCUCAUGUAUUUACAUGUACUGACACUUUCUAGGNAAACUCCCAACUGGCCCAUCAAGGACAGAAAUGCCAUCUGGCGUCUUCUCUGGGAUGAAAACUCCUACCUCAUUAACGCUGAUGAUCUUGUUGGAGCCGCAAACUUCUGGGAGGGUGAUUAC
Molecule: messenger RNA, 980 nt
Organism: Aureobasidium uvarum
Lineage: Eukaryota; Fungi; Ascomycota; Dothideomycetes; Dothideales; Saccotheciaceae
Source: the annotation of a GenBank genome assembly